Calliphora vicina (urban bluebottle blowfly) is the source of this 2353-nucleotide messenger RNA. It is a transcript of the gene Grasp65, whose product is annotated as Golgi reassembly-stacking protein 2. The record is from RefSeq and is a predicted model, not a curated record. The coding region runs from base 194 to 1741 and encodes 515 amino acids. The transcript is spliced from 2 exons. Gene Ontology annotation, biological process: Golgi organization. NCBI's taxonomy places the organism in Eukaryota, Metazoa, Arthropoda, Insecta, Diptera, Calliphoridae. Gene Ontology annotation, molecular function: protein binding. Gene Ontology annotation, cellular component: Golgi apparatus.
UAGAAUUAUUUGAUUUUUUCUGACAGUGCCACGCAAUUCCUAACAAAAUUUUGUUGAUUUUUCUUCAGUGAAAUAACAAAAAUAUAUUGAAAAGUUUGCGACGAUUUGGAAAAUUAUCUGUAUUUUUAAGUGUAAGGUUUUUUUGAAAAUAGAGAAAAGGUAUUAAUUAGUAACACAAGGAAGCAAAAAGAAAAUGGGAUCAAGUCAUAGUGUAGAAAUUCCCGGUGGAGGCACUGAGGGCUACCACGUAUUAAAGGUACAAGACAAUUCUCCUGGACAAAAGGCUGGUUUGGAAGCUUUCUUUGAUUUUAUUAUAGCCAUAGCUGGUACGCGCCUGGAUCAAGAUAAUGACAUGUUGAAGGAACUGUUAAAGCAAAAUGUUGAUAAGCCAGUAAAAAUAGUGGUUUACUCGAGUAAAACCCAAACUGUACGAGAAUUAACGUUGACACCAAGUUCGGGUUGGGGUGGUCAAGGUCUUUUGGGUGUUAGCAUACGUUUUUGUUCGUUUGAAGGUGCCAAUGAACAUGUUUGGCAUAUUUUGGAAGUUCAUCCUAAUUCUCCAGCGGAGGCUGCAGGUUUGAGAGCCUACACAGAUUAUGUUAUAGGUGCAGAUGCUAUAAGACAUGAAAAUGACGAUUUAUUUACUUUGAUUGAAACUCAUGAGCAGCAGCCAUUAAAAAUGUACGUCUAUAACAUUGAUGAUGAUGCCUGUCGGGAGGUGACUAUCAAGCCAAAUACCCAUUGGGGAGGUGAAGGUGCAUUGGGUUGCGGCAUUGGUUACGGUUAUUUACAUCGCAUACCCAUACAGGCUGGUAAUGCUGCUGUUGCUAAGCCACCAACAACUAUACCGUCAUCUACUAGUGUUGCUGCUCCAUUGCCAACAUCCAUAUCAGCUCCAGUUAUACCAGCAACUGCACCAAGUACAGUUAUAGCACCAUCUUUGCCUUAUGUGCCUCCUCUAAGUAAUACAUUUGCUGCUGCUACGACUACCGCUGCAAUUCCUACUACUUUGACAACAGCGCAACAGGAUAGUGUGGUCAAUCCUCCGACCCAAAGUGUGUUUAAAGCCUACUUUAAUCCAGAUGAUAAUACACCAGAAUUGAUAACAGCACCAGAAUCAAAUACUGUGGAAAAUACUGAGGAAACUACUAGCGGAAAUACAAAACAAUUAAAUGAACAAAUUUCUUCUAUUGAGACUUCACAGUCUCCAGCGACACAAAAUGAAAAUUCGGCAAUACAGUCUGAAGCCAACUAUGUCACUGUUCCAUCAUCUGUCACUACUACUUUGCCACCACCUUCGAAUCUUUAUAUACCCGGCUUGAUAGAAACAUCUGGCUCUAUGCCGCCCAUGCAGCCACCAACACAAUUACCAUACCCCCAAGCUACUGCUCCCCCACCGCAGAUGACCGCUAACGCAAUUCCUAUGUAUUCGACUGGUAUACAACAAUACAUGUCAUCUCCAGCAGCUUUAUCGUACCCGGCUGCACAAACUGUCCCUAGUUAUCCACAAAUACAACCUUCAAUGGGUGGUUUAUAUCCAACGCAAACUACACCCAUGCCACCACAAAUGGCUGCCUAUCAACAGCAACAACAACAGCAGCAGAUGCAACACGCCACACCAUUAGUACCCGUUAUGGCACCAACAACUACAUCUGCUCCCGUUAUGCCACCACCUCCAACAUCGUCGUCUAUGAAUCCCUUUACUCCUCCACCACCCACUUCAACAGCAUUUAAUAAUUAAGUUAUAUAUUAAAAAAGAGUUUAUACUUAUACAUAAAUUGUUUAUUUUUUGUUUAAAUAUGUCAAUAACCUUAUCUUCCUCUCUUUCCUCUCAAUUUUAAUUUCUUUAUUAAUCAUUACUCAUGACAAAGCUGUUAUACCCCUUACUAUCUCUACAGUGACUAUUUAAUGAGCUUUUAUUUUUUAAAAGUCCAUUUCAUCUUUUUAAAUGCUUAUUUUAACAACAAAAAAUUUUUUUGAAUACAUAUGUUUUAAUUAAGAGUUUUAAAUCGAUUUGAGUAUUACAAUUAACUAAUAAUUUUCAAAAUUAAAUGGACUUUUUAUACAAUUCAAAAAAUAGCUCAAACCUUAUUUAAUAUUUUGUUUAAUUUUUUGUUUGCCUUAUUGAUUGCUUUAUAUAUAAAAUAUAAAGAACCCUUAUAAUGAUAUGAAAGAAUUGAUGGUUUUUAAGUAAAUUUUUAUUACAUUAUUACAAAAAUUUAUAUGUACACUUUAUAAAUAAUAACAAUUAAAUAUUUCAAAUAUUUGUACUACUUCAUCUGUAUGUACUACUAUUAAUAAUUAUUAUAUACAUAUACUUAGAUAAAAGCAAGUCACAACAAAAACUUACAAA